Messenger RNA from Paramecium primaurelia, 1040 nucleotides. The record is from the annotation of a GenBank genome assembly. Lineage: Eukaryota; Ciliophora; Oligohymenophorea; Peniculida; Parameciidae.
AUGGCCAUUAGGAUGAAAUAGACGUGGUUUGUUACGAUUAAUUUUGUUAAGAAUUCAGAUUAAAUUGUUUUUAUGUAUUAAGAAAGGACUUCAUCAUUCCCAUAUAAAUAGUAUUGAAAAAAUCAGCAGUAUUGUAGAAUUUAUUGAUAAACAAAAUUAAGAAUAUGAAAAUUUAAUUGAUAAUCUUAACACAUAAGUAGAAAGUGUCAAUGAAUCAUUUUCUUAAUUAAAAAGUGGGAUUAGAAAUAAAUAUUCAUUAGUAAAGGAAAGAUUGGUACAUUUGAAUUAAUAUUAAAUUAAUGAUUUCUUGAAUUCAAUCACUAAAUUCGGUGAAUACAAAUAAUCAAUAAUAAGUAUUAUCUCAGAAUAGAUAAAGAAAUUAAGUAAUUCAUUUAAUAAUUUAUAUUAACAAUUAAAAUUAUCUUAAAUUAAUUAUUAUUAAAUAGAUGAAAAACAUAUUAAACUUUCUAAAGAACUUUAUGAAUAAGGUAAUCAUAUUAUUUUAUUAUCAUAGGUUAUUAAUUAUAUUUUAAUAGAAAAUUUGAUUAAGCUAUAGAAAUAUUAGAUAAAUAAAUAGAAUCAGAUCCAAAUAAUCAUUUAUCUUUAUGGUGUAAAGGUUAAAAUAAAUAAUUAUUAAUAGGAGCAUGUUUAAGAUUAUUAAAUAAGUAUGGGGAUGCAGUUACUUGGUUGGACAAAGCAUUAGCCAUUGAUCCUAAACAUGUAAAUUCUUUAUGCUAUAAAGGUAGAUUGAUUGAUAAUUAUAUUAAUAGGUGAAUGCUUAAAAUUGAUGUAGAAAUAUAAUGAAUCUAUAAAAUUAUUUAAUUAAGCACUCUCAAUUGAUGAAAAACAUAUUCCAUCUCUUUAAUUCAAAGGUAUUUAUUAUUUUAAUUUUAAGCUUUAUGUUUAGAAGAGUAAUAAAAGUACAAAGAAGCUCUGAUUUAUUAUGAAAAAUUACUCAAAAUUAAUCCAAAUGAUAAAUGGUUUAAAGAUAAAAGAGGUAUUCUUAACUAUUAUAAAUAGAUUUCUGUAAAAAUAAAUGA